Drosophila busckii is the source of this 1166-nucleotide messenger RNA. RefSeq names its product trypsin-1. The transcript has 2 exons. NCBI's taxonomy places the organism in Eukaryota, Metazoa, Arthropoda, Insecta, Diptera, Drosophilidae. The record is from RefSeq and is a predicted model, not a curated record. Gene Ontology annotation, biological process: proteolysis. The coding region runs from base 165 to 998 and encodes 277 amino acids. Gene Ontology annotation, molecular function: serine-type endopeptidase activity.
UGACACAAUUUUGUUAGGCAAACUUAUUUAAAACCCCCGAUAACUUUAAGUCGCAGCAUGUUGCCAAGCUCAGCAUGUGGCAAUCGCUGUCUAAAAAAACUUUUGUCUGCUAGUCUUCGGCUAUAAAAGCUCAGCCCACAGUUUACGCCCAGUGCACAUCGAAUAUGUUUUGGUUUUUGUUGCUGUUGUUGCUACAGGCGCUGCUGUGCCCCUGUGUCCUGGGACGCUUUUGCCUUAUACCGGAGCCUGUCAAGCGGACACGUUCGCUGUUCGAUGGCAUGUGGAGUAAGCAGCCCCGCUUGGAUGGCAGAAUUGUGGGUGGGCAGCGCAUAAAUAUUACAGAUGCUCCCCAUCAGAUCUCGCUGCAGACUUCCAGUCAUAUAUGUGGCGGCUCGCUCAUAUCGGAGAAGUGGAUACUUACAGCAGCCCAUUGUACAUAUGGCAAGACCGCGGAUCGGAUGCGUGUGCGGCUGGGCAGCUCGGAGACCUCACGGUUGGGGCAGCUGCUGCGCGUGUCGAAGAUUGUGCAGCACGAGAACUUCAACUACACCAAUGUGGAUUAUGAUUUCUCGCUGCUGCAGCUGCAGAAGCCCAUAGAGUUCGAUGCUACGAAGCGGGCUGUCAAGUUGCCCACAAGCGGCGAAACGUUUGAGGAUGGUGAGCCGUGUUUUGUCAGCGGUUGGGGCAAUACACAAAGUCUGCUGGAGUCGCGUGACUGGCUGCGGCAGGUGCAGGUGCCGUUGGUAAAUCAACAGUUAUGCGGUGAGAAGUAUAAACAGUAUGGCGGUGUAACGGAGCGCAUGAUCUGUGCGGGUUAUCUGGAGGAGGGCGGCAAGGAUGCCUGCCAGGGCGAUUCCGGUGGUCCCAUGGUUAAUGAAGCGGGUGUCCUGGUGGGCGUCGUCUCUUGGGGCUAUGGCUGUGCCAAGCCCCAAUAUCCCGGCGUGUAUGCUCGAGUCGCUCAAGCGCGUGAUUGGAUUAAGCAGCACACUGACAUUUAAUACAGCUGCUUGGCUUGUUUCCUUUGCAUGUCCUUAUUUAUUUUGCUACACGCGUUGACAGCACGCCGGGCAUGCAAAAACACGCGGCAUUCUCUCUCUGCUCACAUUCGCUCUCACAUGUCCUUUGCGGCUGCUUAAGCAUGCGAUUUAAUAUUGUUUUGCUUUAAC